Messenger RNA from Calidris pugnax (ruff), 5129 nucleotides. RefSeq names its product PR domain containing 11 (gene PRDM11). NCBI's taxonomy places the organism in Eukaryota, Metazoa, Chordata, Aves, Charadriiformes, Scolopacidae. Bases 55 to 3609 code for a protein of 1184 amino acids. Gene Ontology annotation, molecular function: protein binding. The record is from RefSeq and is a predicted model, not a curated record. The transcript has 7 exons.
GUUGUCAUUUCUUGGCCUCUCAUUGUUCUUCUCUCCUUCAUUCUGUUUCAGAACAUGAGUGAAAACUUGAAGGACUGUUUGAUCCAGACCCAGGCUUCCUUAGGGGAGAUGGUGACGAUAAAAACAGAGGCCUGCUCUCCGCGCCGGGACCAGGAGUAUGGACAGCCUUGCUCUGGAAGGCCUGACCCGCAGUCCAUGGAGGUGGAGCCCAAGAAACUGAAAGGGAAACGGGAUUUGAUCAUGACCAAGAGCUUUCAGCAAGUGGAUUUCUGGUUCUGUGAGUCCUGCCAAGAGUACUUCGUGGAUGAGUGCCCGAACCACGGCCCCCCCGUCUUUGUCUCUGACACCCCAGUGCCCGUUGGCAUCCCCGACCGGGCAGCGCUGACCAUCCCGCCGGGAAUGGAGGUGGUGAAAGAGCCCAACGGGGAGAACGACGUGCGCUGUAUGAACGAGGUGAUCCCCAAAGGUCACAUCUUCGGGCCGUACGAGGGGCAGAUCUCUAGCCAGGACAAGUCUGCAGGAUUCUUCUCGUGGCUGAUCGUUGAUAAGAACAACCGCUACAAAUCCAUCGAUGGGACAGAUGAAACCAAAGCAAACUGGAUGAGGUACGUGAUCAUCUCCCGGGAGGAGAGGGAGCAGAACCUGAUGGCCUUCCAGCACAGCGAGAGGAUUUACUUCCGUGCCUGCCGUGACAUCCGUCCUGGGGAGAAGCUGAGGGUCUGGUACAGCGAGGACUACAUGAAGCGCUUGCACAGCAUGUCCCAGGAGACCAUCAACAGAAACCUCACAAGCGGAGAAAAAAAAUUGCAGAGGGAAAAGUCAGAAAGGAACGUGGAAACUCAAGAGGACUUGAGGGGGCCGCUCCAACUCGCCACCUUAAAGCAAGGCAAGAGCCCCUACAAGCGCAGCUGUGACGAGGGGGAAUCCCACCCCCAAACAAAGAAAAAAAAGAUUGACCUCAUCUUCAAAGACGUCCUGGAGGCUUCCUUGGAGUCCGCCAGAUUUGAAGAGAACCAGUUAGUGACGAGUACACCCCUUUCCAUCAGAAAAGCGCCCAAAUACCAGGCUGAAGACAUCUUUGAGAGUUGUGGCAGCGCCAUGCAGCACGGCUCCCUGAACCUCAGCAGAAACCGGAGCGAGGGGGAAUGGAAGAUUCCCCACGGUUCCUCUUUCAGCUCAGCCAAAGAGAUGGGCUUCCUGGAAGAUGAAGAAGAAGAGCCCCUGUCACUCAAAGCGGACAGCCCGACUGAGCUGUCACUGGCCUCCGUGCAAGGCAAUUCCCAUGAAAUCCCCACCACCUCCUUCUGCCCCAACUGCAUCCGGCUGAAGAAGAAGAUCCGGGAGCUGCAGGCCGAGCUGGACAUGCUGAGAUCUGGGAAGUUACCCGAGCCACCCGUCCUACCGCCCCAGGUACCCGAGCUCCAAGAGUUCUCAGACCCCACAGCUUCAGAAAGCAUCAUCUCCGUGCCCACCAUCAUGGAGGAUGAUGACCAAGAGGUGGAUUCUGCUGACGAGUCGGUCUCCAAUGACAUGAUUGCUGCUACAGACGAGCCUUCCAAGAUGUCUUCUGCGACGGGCCGGAGGAUACGGCGGUUCAAGCAAGAGUGGCUUAAAAAGUUUUGGUUCCUGCGGUACUCCCCGACGUUGAAUGAAAUGUGGUGCCACGUCUGUAGGCAGUACACAGUGCAAUCCUCUCGGACUUCGGCCUUCAUCAUCGGCUCCAAGCAGUUCAAGAUCCACACGAUAAAGCUUCACAGCCAGAGCAACCUCCACAAGAAGUGCCUGCAGCUUUACAAGCUCAGGAUGCACCCGGAGAAGACGGAAGAGAUGUGCCGGAAUAUGACCUUGCUCUUCAACACCGCCUACCACUUGGCCCUGGAGGGCAGGCCCUACUACGACUUUCGGCCUCUGGCAGAACUACUGAGAAAAUGCGAACUCAAGGUGGUGGAUCAGUACAUGAAUGAGGGAGACUGCCAGAUCUUGAUCCACCACAUCGCCCGGGCUCUUCGAGAGGACCUGGUUGAACGCAUCCGGCAGUCCCCCUUCCUCAGCAUCAUUCUGGACGGGCAGAGCGACGACUUGCUGGCGGACACGGUUGCGGUUUACGUGCAGUACACCAGCAGCGACGGGCCUCCGGCAACCGAAUUCCUGUCUCUUCAGGAACUGGGCUUUUCUACGACAGACAGUUACCUCCAAGCCUUAGACAGGGCUUUUUCCAGCCUGGGAAUACGACUGCAGGAUGAGAAGCCGACUAUUGGCUUGGGAGUUGACGGUGCUAACGUUACGGCCAGCCUGAGAGCCAACUUGUUCAUGACAAUCAGAAAGACCUUGCCCUGGCUUCUCUGCCUGCCCUUUAUGGUGCACAGGCCCCACUUGGAAAUUUUGGAUGCCAUCAGCGGGAAGGAGCUGCCCUGCCUGGAGGAGCUAGAAAACAAUUUGAAGCAGCUGCUCAGUUUCUAUCGUUACUCCCCCCGACUCAUGUGCGAGUUGAGGGUCACCGCUGCCACCCUGUGCGAGGAGACCGAGUUCUUGGGGGACAUUCGGGCGGUGAAGUGGAUCAUUGGGGAGCAGAAUGUGCUCAACGCUCUAAUCAAGGACUACCUGGAGGUUGUGGCCCACCUCAAAGACGUCAGCGGCCAGACCCAAAGGGCGGACGCUUCUGCCAUCGCUUUGGCCCUCCUGCAGUUCCUGAUGGACUACCAGUCGAUUAAACUCAUUUACUUCCUGCUGGAUGUGAUCGCUGUGCUGUCACGCCUCGCCUACGUCUUCCAAGGGGAGUACCUUCUCGUGUCGCAGGUGGACGACAAAAUAGAGGAGGCCAUCCAGGAGAUCAGCCGGCUAGCGGACUCCCCCGGGGAGUACUUGCAGGAAUUUGAGGAAAACUUCCGUGAAAGCUUUAACGGCAUCGCUGUGAAAAACCUACGGGUGGCUGAAGCCAAAUUCCAGUCGAUCAGAGAAAAGAUCUGCCAGAAGACCCAGGUGAUCCUAGCCCAAAGGUUUGAUUCCCGUAGCCGGACAUUUGUGAAGGCCUGUCAGGUGUUUGACCUCGCCGCUUGGCCCAGAAGCACCGACGAGCUCAUGAGCUACGGGAAGGAGGAUAUGGUACAGAUAUUUGAACACCUGGAGACGGUCCCCUCGUUUUCCAGGGAGGUUUACAGAGAAGGGAUGGACACCCGCGGGAGUCUGCUGAUGGAGUGGCGAGAACUCAAGGUGGAUUACUAUACCAAAAACGGUUUCAAAGACUUGCUCAGUCACAUUUGUAAAUACAAACAGAGAUUCCCCCUCCUCAAUAAAAUAGUUCAGAUCCUCAAAGUCCUUCCCACCUCCUCGGCCUGCUGCGAGAAGGGGCGCAGCGCCCUGCAGAGAGUGCGCAAGAACCACCGCUCGCGGCUCACCCUGGAGCAGCUCAGCGACCUCUUGACCAUCGCCGUUAACGGGCCGCCCAUCGCCAACUUCGACUGCAAAAGGGCUCUCGACAGCUGGUUCGAGGAGAAGUCGGGCAAUAGUUACGCCCUGUCAGCCGAAAUGCUGAGCAGGAUGUCCUCCCUCGACCAGAAGCCCAUGCUGCAGAGCAUGGACCACGGCUCCGAGUUCUACCCCGAUAUUUAGGAAGGAAUAAUGCCUCAGAUCAGAAAGCUGUUGAAUAAUUUUAUUUUUUUUUUUUUUAAUCUAUACUCUAAACUUUGAUAUAUUAUAUAAAAUAUAUAUAUAUAUAUUAUAUAUAUUAAGGAAAAAAACCCACACUGAAAAUUUAAAAAGUUAAGACGAUGUGCGUCUGAUAGAAGCUAAGCAGAAUUUUAAAGAUUGGGACAAUGUUUAGACAUUUACUGGUGUCUCCAACCAUGGCAGCUGCAGUGUAGGUGGCAACAUUUCAUUCUCUAGAAGCAUGUGCUGGGGCCAUACUCUACAUGUUCAAACCUAUAUGAUCUAUAAGCUACACGACGGGUUCUUUGUCAGCCUCAUCCUCCCGGCGAUUUUCCUUUGUGUGUGUGUUGUCGGUUUGUCGGGGGUUUGGUUUUUUUUUUGUGUUGUUUUGUUUUGGGGUUGGCUGGUUUUGGUUGUUUGUUUUGUUUUUUGUUGUUUUUUUUUUUUUUCCCCUCAGUUUUAAUCUCUGCCUCUCUUUCCGUUGUUCAGUCCAGUUAUUGAGCCAUUUGAGCCUUUUUGUUGACGACCAUCAGAUUUCUGAUGCCCGACGGAGCAUCCCGUGCGUUUGUGUUGCCCCCAGCUCCCCCUCUCCAACCUGGUCCUCUUCUCUCCAGUGGGAGCUUUCUUCACUCCCGGAGAUGACUGGCAGGAGGGAAAGGCUGGGGGUGCAAUUUUGGGUUUGUUUUAUUGUUUUUUUUUCUUUGGAUUUAGAAACAAAACGCCUCCACUAAACUGUGAUGCCCCUUCCUCAGUUCUCCCCACUUUUGGGCUGUAGAGUAAGACUUGGCUUUCAGCUCCCUUUCUGAUAACCGUAGUACCAGUCUAUCAUGCAUAUAUUAUAACAUGAUGUCAUGUGCAGACUAUAAAAUAGCAAAAUAGAGAAGGCAGGGGGAAAUUUUUUGCAUUUAUAUUUUUAUAUUGUAGGAGAUAAAAAUAUAUAUAUAUACAACUAUUCAUUCAAAACCAGGGCUGCUGUGGAAGCUAGAACAGCCAAUGAGUCAAGAGCCAUCUCUGGGCGGAGAUUCAAAGGCUUAAAAAAUUAUAUUCUAAUUUACAUUAUUUAUACUAUGUCUUUAUAAUCCUAGAUUGUUGUGGGUUUUUUUUUUGUUUUGUUUUGUUUUGUUUUGUUUGGAAUGACUGAGAGAAAAACCUGCCGCGGUUCGGUGGCAGGAGCUAUCAAUGCAAGAUUAUCUUGGAUUAUAUUCAUGUGAUGAUGUCCUACAAAGGUUCACGUAUUCUCUUGUGACCAAGGUAACAUGUUCCACAGCACAGCAGACUGAUGACAGCAGGAAGAAGGGAUGCUCCUCUUCUUCCUGCGACAUAAUUCUUCCUUUCUUGAAGGGAUGCGGAGUCCAGCUGAAAUGUGAAUGGGGGACUUGCACCUUCCAUCACAAAGAGAUUGUUCCGUGGGCUUGGGGUUCUUCUCCGUUUUAUUCUUGUAAAGGAAAUGAGCUCCAGGCACUCACACGAUAUCACUUCAGGUU